AUGGAAACUCUCCCAGGAAAUCAACAAGUCUUACAGCGUAUUGACCAUCUCCAGGACCAUCUCCAGGAAAGGAUGGACCAGCUUACACAAAAUGUCGCUCAUCUUGCCGUACACCUCGUGCACGUGUCCAGGUUAGCCGCUACGGCCUACAACCGAUCCCAGGGUGGAGCCAUUAAAGACACCGUCUAUGCUGAAGUCCCCUCAGCCAAUGGGCAGUUCCCGACCCGUCGCCAGCCAGUACCUCUGCCUGUGUUGGAUACCAACGAGGCUAUAAAUACUCUCCCUGAUGAAAUAUUACGAGAGUACGCGGUGUUCUAUGGCGCGGAUGAAGAGGUUAUACAUGGUGGGCGGGGGAAGCAACUCUACUUUGUUUACCGCGCGAUUGGAGGAAGGCCCUUCGGACCCCUCCCGAUUUAA
Coprinopsis cinerea okayama7#130 is the source of this 417-nucleotide messenger RNA. RefSeq lists its product as hypothetical. NCBI's taxonomy places the organism in Eukaryota, Fungi, Basidiomycota, Agaricomycetes, Agaricales, Psathyrellaceae. Bases 1 to 417 code for a protein of 138 amino acids. The record is from RefSeq and is a predicted model, not a curated record. The transcript has 2 exons.